This is a messenger RNA of Ctenopharyngodon idella (grass carp), 616 nucleotides long. RefSeq names its product thymosin beta 1 (gene tmsb1). The transcript has 3 exons. Bases 166 to 309 code for a protein of 47 amino acids. Gene Ontology annotation, molecular function: actin monomer binding. Gene Ontology annotation, cellular component: cytoplasm. Gene Ontology annotation, biological process: regulation of cell migration; actin filament organization. Lineage: Eukaryota; Metazoa; Chordata; Actinopteri; Cypriniformes; Xenocyprididae. The record is from RefSeq and is a predicted model, not a curated record.
AAGUGAGAGAUUGGGCCAAUCAGAGCAAGCGGAUUACACGCGUUAUGUUGUGCAACGGGGUGUGAUGGCUAUUUAAACCACUUGCCCACCUUGAGCACUGCAUAGAGAUUCUGUCUAAGAUAUUUUGUGUAUCACAGCUUCGAGGCCAGCGAAAGACUCUCCAAAAUGAGUGACAACAACCCCGUUAAAGACGAAGUGCAAAACUUUGACAAGAAGUGUCUAAAAAAGACAAACACAGCGGAGAAGAACACUCUGCCGACUAAAGAAGAUAUCGAGCAAGAAAAGAAGGCUGGAGAAGUGGCAAAAUGAAUCCUGUUAUGGCUCUUCUCACAUCCUCACACUUAGCCCCUGGACGUCUGAUCUACUUCUGCAUAUCAGAUCAUUUUUAAAUUUUGGCAUUUUUAAAAUGAUGAGAAUCAUGUAUUAAUUGCAACUGUGGAUAUUUUCAAUCUUUUUAACAUGUGUUAUUUAGAGAGGAGAUGAUGAUGUGGGCUGUUAAUGAUCACAUAUCUAACAUUACCAACUAAUGACCGCCCACAUCAAUCUGGUGACAUUCUGCAUUCUUUAAAUGACAUGUGAGAUGAUAUUUUUGUUUAAUAAAUAAUGAUAAAAAGUU